UUAUUUUUAUAAUUUUCUUUUGUUUUCUCCCUCCAUCAAAAACCAAUUUGGGGCACAAAAUUUAUCUCAUCCCUCUCCAAUGGACAACAACCACCAGGCCCAAUCGGCGCCGUCGUACCCACCAACCGGCACUCCGCCGCCGCCACCACCACCACCCAACGCCGCUCCUCCAGCCCCAUUUCACCACCUCCUCCAGCAGCAACAGCAGCAGCUUCAGAUGUUCUGGACCUACCAACGCCAAGAGAUCGAGCACGUCAACGACUUCAAGAACCACCAGCUCCCUCUCGCUCGCAUCAAGAAGAUCAUGAAGGCCGACGAAGAUGUCCGCAUGAUCUCCGCCGAAGCACCCAUCCUCUUCGCCAAGGCAUGCGAGCUUUUCAUCCUUGAACUCACCAUCCGAUCCUGGCUUCACGCCGAGGAGAACAAGCGCCGCACGCUUCAGAAGAAUGAUAUCGCUGCUGCGAUUACUCGCACCGACAUUUUCGACUUCCUGGUUGAUAUCGUUCCUAGGGAUGAGAUCAAGGAGGAAGCGUCGCUCGUCGCCGCCGCUGCUAGCGGCGUUCCGUACUACUACCCGCCCAUGGGACAGCCUGCUGGGAUGAUGAUUGGCCGCCCUGCGAUGGAUCCUGCUACUGGGGUGUAUGUUCAGCCACCAUCACAGGCUUGGCAGUCUGUUUGGCAGACUGCCGCCGAUGACGGCUCUUACGGCACCGCCGGCACCAGUGGGCAGCCCAAUCUCGACGGUUCUCAGAGCUGAGUGACAAUAAUGGCGAUGAACUGUCAGGAGAUAUGAAGAUUCUGGACUUCUGCAAUGUUGCUUGGAAUUUUUUAUUGCUUGCAAUUUAGAAAUGGUUUUGUUAACCAAAUUUUUAUGGGAUGACAUUAUGAACCUGUUAACUUGAUGAUCAACAUCAUUUAACUACUUUAUGUACAAAAUUUUAAAAUUGAACAAUGAUCCUUCUGUGCAAUAUGCGUGUAACAUGUUUGAUCAUCAGCUAAUGAACCGUUUAUUCCUCAAAAGCAUACCAUGAUAAUCCUUGUGUAUUAUUUUUGGAACAA
Lotus japonicus is the source of this 1059-nucleotide messenger RNA. Its product is annotated as nuclear transcription factor Y subunit C-1-like. The coding region runs from base 80 to 757 and encodes 225 amino acids. Gene Ontology annotation, cellular component: nucleus. The transcript is spliced from 2 exons. Lineage: Eukaryota; Viridiplantae; Streptophyta; Magnoliopsida; Fabales; Fabaceae. Gene Ontology annotation, molecular function: DNA-binding transcription activator activity, RNA polymerase II-specific; protein heterodimerization activity; DNA binding. The record is from RefSeq and is a predicted model, not a curated record. Gene Ontology annotation, biological process: regulation of DNA-templated transcription.